Molecule: messenger RNA, 4149 nt
Organism: Periophthalmus magnuspinnatus
Lineage: Eukaryota; Metazoa; Chordata; Actinopteri; Gobiiformes; Gobiidae
Gene: crtc3
Product: CREB regulated transcription coactivator 3
Exons: 15
Coding region: 1152-2954 (600 amino acids)
Biological process (GO): positive regulation of transcription by RNA polymerase II; protein homotetramerization
Cellular component (GO): cytoplasm; nucleus
Molecular function (GO): cAMP response element binding protein binding
Source: RefSeq, a predicted model, not a curated record
CCGGCGGCAGCGCACUGUUUUUCUCUUAAAGCUCAUCUGUGCGGCUCUGCACAAACACGCACAAACCCAAGAAAAAGCCGUUAAUUUGGUCCCUUUCACACCACCAGGGCUUACGCAGAGGGACUCAGGACCGGACCGACCGAAGUACACGGGAUUUACGAUCGUUUCACGCACUUUUCACGGUUUUUACUUCGGAGACGCACUCGGGGGUUGUCGGUAAACUUCGGGCCGCUUCGGAAGGACACUUGUUGAGAGUCAAACGGGGCACUUUUUUAUUUUAUAGCUUUUAUUUUAUAGUCACUGUUUCAUUUCCAUAGUUAAAUAAUCUUGUAUCUGUCGUUGGCAAUAUAAUUUAGCUUUGAUUUGCAUAUAUCACAUAAAAGUCGAAGGUUAAGUGUCGGAGUUGAAACUGGGCUGGUUUGGACACAACAUUCAAACAAAUUGAAUGUUUAGUUACAUUUGUGCCUUUUUAUCGUUAAACCUCACCUCAGACAGUCCAUCGCUCAUGUGUUUGACUGCAUGUUGCUUCUUACUGCUGCAGUUUGUCAUAAAUGCGCUAAAAUGAGAAGCCUAAAAGCCUAAAAAGGCUAAAGCCUUUAGCUUUUAGCCUAGCAUAAACCGCAUUGACAGCUAAAGUUAUGAGACAUAAACAAACGGUUAAAAAAUAAAUUAACUCAACAGCCGUCUGAUAUUAGUAACGACGGGUUUAUAGCGGAAUUUUUAUUUGGUGCAGUGUUAAACUGGUGUAAAGAAACUCUGUGUUUGCAUAAAUGUUUUAUAUUUUAAGUUUUCAAAGAUUUCUCUAAAAAGUUAGCAUCGUUAGCUUGGGCUUGCUAACUAUUUAUGAACACAUUUAAUGAUUUUAAAGCUUUUUUAAUGUGUUCAGGUGUGAGGAUAUGGGGACAUGAAAAAACACUUUUAUUUAAAGUUCUAGUGGAUAAAUGCUUCAGGACAGGCCUCAGAUAAAUAGUUGAAGCCCAUUAGCCGCGUUAGCUCCGAAGUUGUAGCCGCUCCGUGCCUGCGCUCAGCGGGGGCAGUGAGGCUGUGUGUCCGCCUCUGAUGGGCUCCGGGGCGGACUGUGAGCUGUGAACCCCCGGGCCCCGUGACUUUAACCCUUCCCCGUCUGAAGAGCGACCCCCGGCCCCUGCACCAUGUCGGGCCCGGGCUCCGGAGGCUCCAACCCGCGGAAGUUUAGUGAGAAGAUUGCACUGCACAACCAGAAGCAGGCGGAGGAGACGCGGGCGUUCGAGCAGCUCAUGACCGACCUGACUGUAUCCCGGGUGCAGUUUCAGAAAGUGCAGCAGCUGCGCUUGUCUCAGUCCAGAGGCCAGUACUAUGGAGGCUCCCUGCCCAAUGUCAACCAGAUGUGCAACACAGCAGCAGAAAACCAGGCUGCGUUCCCUCAGGCUCUGGACCCCAGGGGAACACGGCAUCACGGUUUGGUGGAGCGCGUGCAUAGACCCCGGAUCAGCUCACCACACACUCACCGCCGCAGCGCAGACAAGCACCGGCACUGCGACAACUCGUCUCCGUACGGUCAAGUCUACCUGUCCCCACCCCCUGAUCACACAUGGAGAAGGGAUCCCAGCUCUUCAUGGAUGGAUGACAAACGACCAGGAUUUAGAUUAAUGUCUCAGCUCAACAGGACAAACUCAGACUCUGCGCUGCACACCAGCGUCAUGAACCCUCCGGACGGAUUUGGACCGAACCAGAACCGGACCCAGAGCCGUGCCCCUCAGAGGAACACGAGUUUGAACGAGGCAGAGGACGCUGCUGCAGACGUAUUCUCAUUUCCUCCGCUUGCUGAGGACACCAUGAUGGGGACCCGGCCACUACCGAAACAGCUCUGGGACACCAAGGUCCAGUCCUGGAGCUCCAGACCCAAAUCCUGUGAAGUGCCUGGGAUCAAUAUUUUCCCAUCUCCAGACCAGAACAUGGGUGUCCCUCAGUACCAGCCUUGUCAGAACUCCUCUCUGGGAUCUGGACCUGGACUGGGACCUGGACAGGGACCUGGACAGGGACCUGGACAGGGCUCUGGACUGGGCUCUGGACUGGGCUCUGGUUUUACCUCUGGUCUCAGCUCCGGUUUGAACACUGGAGGCUCUCUCCCAGAUCUCACCAACCUACAGUUUCCUCCUCCGCUCUCCACUCCCAUCGACACAGAGGAGCACUACAAUAACCACCUGCCCCACGCCAUGAUGCAGAUGGGUUUAUCGUCGUCCCUCAGUAACCCCUCUCUCUGCUCAUCUCCACGGCGACGUCCAGCCCCCAUCAGCCCUUUGACGCUGUCGCCGGAGCAACAGAGAGGAGCCCCGUCCCUUUCCCAGAGUGUUCCUUUGGACCCCUCCCUUCCCCGAGAGCCUCCUCCCCCCUACCCCCAUUACCCACAAUCCCACAGUGCAUCCGGACAGCAGCAGCAGUCUCCACUGCAGAGCCCCAUCACCCAGAACCCUCAGAACCCCCAGAACCCCCAGACCCGGCACCUCCAGAACCAGAGCCAAGGCCAGAACCGUUCUCACCUGGAUUACAGCCCCACUCAGAACAUGUCUCUGUUCGGUUCUGACCCGUUCAUGGAGCAACAGUUAGGACCCAGCAAAAGUCUGAACUUUCAGGAGAGCUUCAGUUUUCUGGAUGGCGCAGGUGUUGGGGGAAACACUUCGUAUGAUCCUUCGUCGUCAUCAUCGCUCUUCUAUAACCCCGCUCCCCAGCACAGUUUCCACGGAAAUAUCUCCUCCAUGCAAAUGAGUCAGGGCCCCUCAACUAGACCCCCUAUGCUGUUUCCUCAGGCCGCCCUGCCCAACAUCAUCCUCACAGAUGACUCAGUGGGCUUCUCUCUGGAGGACGAGCUCAGGAUUGAGCCUCUCACUCUGGAUGGACUGAGCAUGCUCAGUGACCCCGAGCUGGUGCUGCCCGACCCCACGGUGGAGGAGUCCUUCCGGAGCGACCGCCUCUGAACUAUGACCACAGAAGAAGAACAGAGACUACAAACAGACUCAAGACUACAACAGCAGAAGAAGAACAGAGACUACAAACACACUCAGGACUACAACAGAAGAAGAACAGAGACUACAAACAGACUCUGGACUACAACAGUAGAAGAAGAACAGAGACUACAAACAUACUCAGGACUACAACAGAAGAACAGAGACUACAAACAGACUCUGGACUACAACAGGUGAAGAAGAUGAGCCUCUGGACUACAGCAGGAGAAGAAGAGGCACAGCCAUAGAGGACUGGGUCUGCAGCGCCCCCCUCUGGACUAAAGCAGGAUCCCCCUCUGGAGCACCCUUGGACUACAGCAGGAGCAGAGACCUGUUAAAAAACAGAGACUCACAACCAGAGGAAGAGACUCUAUAUUUGUAUAAAACGUCACAUUUAAAACCUGUCACAAACAUUUUUAUAAAUCUGUUUUAUCAGCACAUUUGGGAUGAUGAUCUAACCUUGUUUUUACUUCAGAUGUUUCUGCUUUGGUCCAAAUAUUUAGUGAGAAAGGAGCUUUGUUUUGUAUUAAUAUAAAAGUCAUGUAAAGUUUAUGGAUAUUUUGCUGAUUUGUAAAAAGCCGAAUCUGAAGCGUGUGGUCUGUUUUGGUCCGAUCUCUCUUGGUGGUUAAAACGUUUGUCAAAAAGGGCAAAGUGUUUACAGAUGUUUGACACUUUUGAAACCGCCACAUUUUUACCUUCAUGAAAAAGGGCUCAAAUCUGUUUGCACUAAUUUAGAUUUUAGUCACCAAAUCUAACUAGAGACUAAAAAGGCACUGAACAGGGACUAAACUGGGACUGGACCCAGGACUGAACCAGGACUAAACAUGCACUGAACUGGGACUAAAUCAGGACUAAACCAGGACUAAAAUGGAAAUCUAAUCAGGCACUGAACCAGGACACAACCAGGACUAUCUGAGUACUAAACCAGAACUAACCAAGGUCUAACCCAAGUCUAAAGCCAGCACUCUUAUUUGUAGAUUUGACCCAUAAUGAACAAAAGAUGAUUUGACCAGAGUAACACAUAUUUUUAUAACUGUUUAAUAUUUAAGAUGAAUGAUAACCAUCUGUUUCCUAUUGGACUACAUUUCCCAUGAUGCACCUCUGUACAGUCUCCUGCUCUCUGUAUUAAGAGCUUUUCUUUUGUAAUAAACUUUAUUCUUCUGAAACG